CGGCUUCCUGCUGCGUCUCCACUCCCGUUGGUUACCGGCCGGAACGUUACACGCCGCUCCGCCGUCACGCGAACACUCUUCCAAGUUCAAGAACCCGGGUGGAAACGUCGACACUCUUUUUCCGGGUGGAGUGGUGCUUCAAGGAGCUCUGAACAGGACAACAGGCAUCAUGGUGAACAUCCCAGAAUACUAUACCGGGAAAACUGUGCUGAUCACCGGAGCGACCGGCUUCAUGGGCAAGGUGCUGCUGGAGAAGCUGCUGAGGUCCUGCCCCGGGGUCAAAGGUGUCUACGUGAUGGUGAGGUCAAAGGCCGGCCAGAGCCCCGAGGCCCGCAUCGCUGACAUGAUCAACUGCAAGCUGUUUGAACGACUGCAGGACGAGCAGCCCGGCUUCGCCGAGAAGAUCGUGGCGGUGAAAAGCGACCUGACGCAGCCGGAGCUGGACCUGAGCACAGAGGACCAGAGCGUGCUGGAGGAGCGCGUGGACAUCGUGUUCCACUGCGCCGCCACCAUCCGCUUCAACGAGCCGCUCAAAGACGCCAUGCAGCUGAAUGUCCUCGCCACCCAGAAGAUGCUGGCGCUGGCCCGCCGGAUGAAGCACCUGGAGGUCUUCCUCCACAUCUCCACCGCCUACGCCAACUGUGACCGAGAGGUCAUCGAGGAGAAGAUCUACGCCCCCCGCGUCGACUACCGCCGGCUCAUCGACUCCCUGGACUGGAUGGACGCCGAGCUGGUGUCCGCUCUGACUCCCAAGCUGAUCGGGGAGCGGCCCAACACCUACACCUACACCAAGGCCCUGGCGGAGUACCUGGUGCAGCAGGAGGCCGGAGACGUGAACGUGGCCAUCGUCAGGCCCUCCAUCGUCGGGGCCAGCUGGAAGGAGCCCUUCCCGGGCUGGAUCGAUAACUUCAACGGCCCCAGUGGGAUCUUCAUCGCGGCCGGCAAGGGGAUCCUGCGCACCAUGAGGGCGUCCAACGACGCCGUGGCCGACCUGGUGCCCGUGGACGUGGUCAUCAACGCCACGCUGGCCGCCGCCUGGUACUCCGGAUCGCAGAUGCUCCCCAGGUCUAAGAACAUCAUGGUGUACAACUGCACCACCGGAGGGAUCAACCCGUUCCGCUGGGGAGAAGUUGAGUACCAUGUAAUAUCCACGUUCAAGAGGAACCCCCUUGAGCAGGCCUUCCGUCGGCCCAAUGUUAAUCUCACAUCCAAUCACCUAAUCAAUCAGUACUGGAUCGCCGUGAGCCACAAGGCUCCGGCCUUCCUCUAUGAUCUGUACCUCAGGCUGAUUGGACGAGAGCCCAGGAUGAUGAAGACGAUCACUCGCCUCCACAAAGCCAUGAUGGUGCUGGAGUAUUUCACCAGUCACUCCUGGGUGUGGAGCAACGACAACGUGGCCAUGCUGAUCGGCCAGAUGAGCUCGGAGGAUAAGAAGGUGUUUAAUUUCGACGUGCGUCAGCUGCACUGGGCCGAGUACUUGGAGAGCUACUGCAUGGGCACCAAGAAGUACGUCCUGAACGAGGAUCUGUCCGGCCUGCCCGCCGCACGCAAACACCUCAACAUGCUGAGGAACAUCCGCUACACCUUCAACACCGUCCUGGUGGUGCUCUUCUGGCGCGUCUUCAUCGCCCGCUCCCAGAUGGCCCGCAACAUCUGGUACUUCGUGGUGAGCCUGUGCUUCAAGUUCCUCUCCUACUUCCGAGCCUCCUCCACCAUGAGAUAGUGGUGCGGGGGGGGGAGGGGCGGGGGGCGGGGCCAGAGGCAAAACACUGGCUGAGGAGUGGGAUGCAGUGGGCGAGCCCGGACGUCCACGGCGGAGCCGUCGCACCCGACCUCGAGCGGCUCGGAAAGAAAACGAUUUGGGUCCAUCACGCACACACGCACACGCACACACACGCACACGCACACGCACACACACACACGCCCUGGUUGUUACCGCUGCGUCCGUUACGCUCUCGCCCGCAUUGGAUGCCGCUCUGCUGCACUCGUCCUCCGUCUGGAUUCCUGAGUCGUUCCUCCUCUUCUGUGUCCGUCACCUGAUGAAGAUCACUCCGUCAUUUACCCGUUUGUUCCUCGAGUCCGGAGCCCAGAGGUCACGCGCUGCAGGGCGUGGCUCCUCCGGGCCGAGCCCCACCGAGAGUCCUCAUUGGCCGGCUGCAGUGACUCCUCCCCUCAUUUGGACCAAUCACAACUGGGCCGGUGCCCACAAGCAGAUUGUUCUGGCGUCGGCCAUCUUGUGUUCUCCGACACAUUCCUUCUGGUCUUGAAGCUAUUUUUUUUUUUUUUACCCCAAAUCCCUCUGGACCCGGCGGCGAGGAGGCGUGUCGUUUCUUCCCCUCCAUUGAUGUCCAGGAUGUGGUCUGUCGGUUCUGGUGGACCCGUCUCGCGUCCUCGUUGCCCGUCAUGUGACUGUAAAUACACAUCAUGCCGGAUUCGUCACGCGCUCCCGGCACCUAGAACCCGUUUGUCCAACUCGUUCCAAUAUCCCGACGCCGGCGUCUCGGCCGCGUUACAGAACGCUCGUCUCUGGUUUUCUAUGAAUGAACCCUCGUCGCCAUGGCGAGGCUCCGCCUCUCACGCCCGAGGUUCCCCCGCCCACAUCUGCCGCUCCGUGCUGUGCUCGCAUGCGUCUGCUCGAAGCGCCUUCAAGCGGGUCGGUCCUGGUACCGUCCUGCAUUCUAAGGAUUGGCCCCUUCCCAGCGGGUCGUGUGACUUGGUGGAGGGAGGCACCCUUUUUUUUCUUUUUCUUUUCUCUUGGAAAAGUGUGACUUGUGCCUGAACUUUUUUUCACUAUUCUAACGAUGUGAAAAGAGAGCGAUCAGAUCUAUGUUUUCUAAUUAUUUUGUGUACAGCUCUAUUAAGGUAGACUUCAAAAUACAGAUGUAUUUUUUAUGUGAUGACAUUGCGUGGCUAAAAAAAAAAAGCGUACUGAACUAAUUUCUAUGGAGUCGGCUCGGCCUCAACCACUGCAACCGCACACAGACUCACACAACGCACACACGGAGAUACACACUGCGCUCGGAACAAUUCACAAAUAUAUAAAAUGCACACACAAAUAUAAAUUAUGAUUAAUAUAAAUGUAAAAUCACAAAUAUAUUUAAGCAUUUCUACGUGGAUUUGUCUGUUUUGUAGAUGUAAUAUAUUUGUGCGUCGUUGCGUGUGCAUUGUGAGUCCUCGUGUGUUCGUGUGUGAGUCUCCGUGUGCGUCGGCAGUAUCGAGGCGGAUCGGACUUGGUGUGUUUCAGCUCCUGUAAAUAUGUAAACAAAGUGCAAGUCUGUCCACAGCUCGAUUAAAAAGACUUUCCUGUGUCGUGUGAA
Pseudoliparis swirei is the source of this 3317-nucleotide messenger RNA. RefSeq names its product fatty acyl-CoA reductase 1-like. The transcript has 13 exons. Gene Ontology annotation, cellular component: peroxisome. Gene Ontology annotation, molecular function: alcohol-forming very long-chain fatty acyl-CoA reductase (NADP+) activity. The record is from RefSeq and is a predicted model, not a curated record. Lineage: Eukaryota; Metazoa; Chordata; Actinopteri; Perciformes; Liparidae. The coding region runs from base 170 to 1723 and encodes 517 amino acids. Gene Ontology annotation, biological process: long-chain fatty-acyl-CoA metabolic process.